ACUGAUCAGUAGGUUUAAUGGCACCCCACCAUUAUUUUUCUUGUAAGACAGCCUGAAAAUAGUUCAACUCUCCUGAUGGGUGAUAUAGAUAUCUCUGAUACAACUAUAGCUUAUGGUGGAAAUGUGGACUGUAGUCUGACUUGUUUUCCUAUGAAAUAAAGUCACGUACAUAACAUCUGGUAGGUUACUAAAGCCCUCUUGUAAGCUGUAUCGCCACUUGCUAUUCACACCUACCACGUCAACUGUUCCACCAACCUCUUCAGCCAGCAAGUUGACUGGUAGCUGUGCCCCAGGAAGGUUAGUUACCUGGCAACCAGGGAAUCAGGAAUGUUAGAAGUUAUGGCUACAGAGAGGAGACAAUGGGGGAAGGCAGCAAUGUGAUGGUACCAUUGCUGGACAUCAACGAGUCGUCAGGUGCGUCGGAGGAGCUGCUGCAGAGGGAGCCUGUACCAUGGGGCGUGCUGGCACAGCUGACAGCGUGGGAGGCAGGCAACCUGUGGCGCAUCUCAUGGGCAUCCAUCCUCAUUACGCUUUUCAGCUUCAUGCUCAGCCUCGUCACACAGAUGUUUGUUGGACACCUCGGUGAGCUUGAGCUUGCCGGCGCCUCAAUCACCAACAUCGGUAUCCAGGGCCUAGCUUACGGCAUCAUGAUUGGCAUGGCGAGUGCAGUGCAAACUGUCUGUGGCCAGGCCUAUGGAGCCAGGAGGUACACGGCCAUGGGCGUUGUGUGCCAGAGGGCACUUGUGCUCCAGCUCGCAACAGCUAUUCCGAUCGCCUUCCUCUACUGGUAUGCUGGCCCGUUCUUGCGGCUCAUUGGGCAGGAGGCAGAUGUGGCUGUGGCGGGGCAGCUGUACGCUCGUGGGCUGCUGCCACAGCUGCUUGCUUUUGCCCUCUUCUGCCCGAUGCAGAGGUUCCUGCAGGCCCAGAACAUUGUCAACCCCGUGGCAUAUAUCACACUGGUGGUGCUGAUCUUCCACAGCCUUGCCUCAUGGCUGGCAGUGUUUGUGCUCGGCUCAGGCCUCCUUGGUGCUGCGCUCACACUGAGCUUCUCUUGGUGGGUGCUUGUGGUGUUGACAUGGGGUUACAUCGUCUGUAGUCCAGCUUGUAAAGAGACCUGGACCGGACUCUCCUUGCUUGCCUUUAGAGGCCUCUGGGGUUAUGCCAAGCUCGCCUUUGCCUCAGCCAUCAUGCUAGCAUUGGAGAUUUGGUAUGUGCAAGGAUUUGUGCUUCUUACUGGAUUCCUCCCCAACUCGGAGAUUGCACUUGAUUCCCUCUCUAUCUGCAUCAAUUACUGGAACUGGGACUUCCAGAUCAUGCUUGGCUUGAGCUAUGCAGCCAGUAUUCGUGUUGGCAAUGAGCUUGGUGCUGGCCAUCCAAAGGUAGCAAGGUUCUCAGUUAUUGUGGUUGUCAUGGCAAGCAUUGCCUUCAGCGUUUUUGUGAUGCUUUUAGUCAUAAUUCUAAGGUAUCCACUGAGCACGCUGUACACGAGCAGCACCACAGUAAUUGAGGCUGUUAUCAGUCUGAUGCCAUUGCUGGCCUUCAGCAUCUUCUUGAAUGGGAUUCAGCCAAUCCUCUCAGGAGUUGCCAUUGGGAGUGGAUGGCAAGCAAUAGUUGCUUAUGUCAAUGUUGGGGCCUACUAUCUGAUUGGGCUUCCAAUUGGAUGCAUCCUAGGAUACAAAACAAGCCUUGGGGCUGCUGGAAUAUGGUGGGGUUUAAUCGUUGGGGUCAGUGUGCAGACGAUAGCCCUGAUUGUUCUCACAGCCAGGACUAACUGGGACAAGGAGGUAGUGAAGGCAAUGCAACGUCUGCAGCAGACAGGUGUGAUUCCGGUCAACGACAUCAUUGCAUGAUCUAACCGGGAGUCAACCUGGCUGACACUGUUCUGGAGCUCAGUUCAGUGGCAGAGCUGCUCCUACUCCACUGCUACGGAAGGGUAGCUUUAGGGACUUGGUUUUUGAGUUUGUGACAAUAAGCUGAAUUCGGUUAAGUACCUUUGGUUAUCUCAUUGUCAAGCUGAAAAUGAUUUGGUUUCUUUGAAGAUGUAAUUUUUGUUGCUCCGUGAGCUUGAUAUCCCGAAUCAUGUACGCAUUCGCAGGAGCCAAUGAACCUCAAAGUUGGAUGAAGACAUCAUGUGCUAAGCGUUGAUUUAACAAUGUGGUUUGUGUUGAUUUUUACUCU
This is a messenger RNA of Setaria italica (foxtail millet), 2178 nucleotides long. RefSeq names its product protein DETOXIFICATION 41. The transcript has 9 exons. Lineage: Eukaryota; Viridiplantae; Streptophyta; Magnoliopsida; Poales; Poaceae. Gene Ontology annotation, molecular function: xenobiotic transmembrane transporter activity; antiporter activity. Bases 360 to 1850 code for a protein of 496 amino acids. Gene Ontology annotation, cellular component: vacuolar membrane. The record is from RefSeq and is a predicted model, not a curated record. Gene Ontology annotation, biological process: xenobiotic detoxification by transmembrane export across the plasma membrane.